Spirodela intermedia is the source of this 1105-nucleotide messenger RNA. Lineage: Eukaryota; Viridiplantae; Streptophyta; Magnoliopsida; Alismatales; Araceae. The record is from the annotation of a GenBank genome assembly.
AUGACGAAGCAGGCGAGGAGGGCUCCGGCGGAGGCUCCUCCGGCGCAUGCGUACCUGGCACCUGUGGCUGGGGAUGAUUCUCGGGGGAUGUUCAGGCUCCAGGGGCUCAUGCAAGAUUACGACGAUCUGCUCAAGGUGAGAUCUACGCUUCCUCACCAAAAUCCGCUCGGAAAGUUGGAAUAAUCUGGCGCGUUGAGCCCCUCGUACCCUGAGGAUUUGGGGCCUUUUCCCGUUUAGGGUUUUCUGCACGUAGUUCUCUUUUCUUUAGAUUCAGAUCUAGGGUUCCUGCUCGCGUAGAGUUUCUCUCUUUUGAAGAUCAGACGAAGAUUUGCAGAUUCAGAGCCCCCCUCCUUCAUCCAUAGAUCUUUCUUCUCCCUUUUCGCCAGAUACACCUCCGAUUGUUUCAUCCACACAAGGGAAUUGAAUGAUCCCGACCUCUCUGUUUCUACAGGAAGCAGAAGCGAAGAGGAAGAGACUGCACAUGGAUCGACAGAGGGCGCUGAAACUCACUGACGAAGUCAGGUGAUCUCCCGGGCCUCGCCCAUCUUCUUCGGCUCCAAUUCAACUCGCAGAGCCGCCGCCCUUCUGAUCCGCUCUCUCCUUCUCAGAUUCCUGCGAAGAAGAUACAAGUACCUGACAGCGGAUCCAUCCCCCUUAAAGGUGAAGAGCGCCCGCCCUAAGAAUACCCCCAUGGCACCGAAGAACAGAGCGCGGAAAAAUUCCACCCUUCUCAACACAUCGCCUCAGAGCGAAGAACUCCCUCCUCGUCAACGCCAGAGGAGCCGGAGGGAGAAGGAACCCGCCGUGCCCACCAACGCGGCGGUUCUGGACCUGAACCAGAUCUCCCUGCCAGUAACCAUUCGCACUCUAUCCCGGGGAGAUUCCGCAUAUGCAUACGCCGGUGCGCGACCUCAUUAGGGUUUCUCUGUGACGGCAGAACGAGGAGGAAGGAGAAGGAGAAUUUCCGGGCGCAUGGGGGUCCCAUCCAAUGGAGAUGGCGGGGGGAGAUCUCAAGCUGUUGAUCUGCAGAGACACUGGGAGCGGGACGAGCAGGACGGGGAAGAGGAAGAUCUCUUGGCAGGAUCAGGUGGCUCUCAACGUCUGA